This is a messenger RNA of Mauremys mutica (yellowpond turtle), 1397 nucleotides long. It is a transcript of the gene RAX, whose product is annotated as retina and anterior neural fold homeobox. NCBI's taxonomy places the organism in Eukaryota, Metazoa, Chordata, Testudines, Geoemydidae. Bases 1 to 969 code for a protein of 322 amino acids. The transcript has 3 exons. Gene Ontology annotation, molecular function: DNA-binding transcription factor activity, RNA polymerase II-specific; RNA polymerase II cis-regulatory region sequence-specific DNA binding. Gene Ontology annotation, biological process: positive regulation of transcription by RNA polymerase II. The record is from RefSeq and is a predicted model, not a curated record.
AUGCACCUGCCCGGCUCCCCUCUGAGCAUGGCGGACGGGAGCUUCUCUCUCUCGGCCCACCUGGGCAGGAGCCCCGGCGGCCCCCCGUCCCGGCUGCACAGCAUCGAGGCCAUCCUGGGCUUCCCCAAGGAGGACGGGCUGCUGGGCGCCUUCCAGCCCGUGGGCAGCCCGCGGGCCCUGAAGGAGGCGGACAAGCGGAGCCCCCGGCCCUGCUACCCCAAAAUGCCCGGGGAGGGUGAGCUCCGGGCCCCGCCUGACGGUCUCUCCCCCCCUCCCGUUGCCCCAGAGCCCGGCUGCCUCCAGCACCCGCAGGAGCGGCUCAGCCCGCCGCGGCCGGACGCCAAGCUGGCGGACGAGGAGCAGCCCAAGAAGAAGCACCGGCGCAACCGCACCACCUUCACCACCUACCAGCUGCACGAGCUGGAGCGGGCCUUCGAGAAGUCGCACUACCCGGACGUGUACAGCCGCGAGGAGCUGGCCCUCAAGGUCAACCUGCCCGAAGUGCGCGUGCAGGUGUGGUUCCAGAACCGGAGAGCCAAAUGGAGAAGGCAAGAGAAACUGGAAGUCACUUCAAUGAAGCUGCAGGACUCCCCUAUACUCUCCUUCAGCCGAUCCCCCCAGCCCUCCGCCCUGGGCACCAUCAACAGCAAUUUACCGCUGGAGUCUUGGCUCACCCCACCGCUGGCUAACAGCACCCCUCUGCAGACUCUGCCCGGCUUCGUGGCUUCCCCCCAAAGCCUCCCCAGCAGCUACACCCCGCCACCUUUCCUGAAUUCGCCGCCACCCAUAAGCCACACCUUGCAGCCGCUGGGGACAAUGGGGCCUCCCCCGCCCUACCAGUGCGGGACCAAUUUUGUGGACAAAUUCCCCUUGGAAGAGACGGAUCCUAGGAACACCAGCAUAGCUGCGUUACGGCUGAAAGCAAAGGAGCAUAUUCAGUCCAUUGGGAAACCGUGGCAGACAAUCUGAAGGGACACGCAGAGAUCCAUCUCCCCACCCACCCCAGAACAACAGAGGACCCUACCAGCAUGGCUGGUACCUUUUGAUAAAAAGAUCCCCCCAGGAAAAUAAGUCGCCGAUCAUAGAUAGAUAGACGCCUCUGCAGUAGGCAUGUAAUUGAGAGGACGGAACAGCCUCCUAGCACAAGCUGCUCACAUCCCAGAUGGAGCUAAGCACUAAAGAAACGCGUUUCUUAGGUCCCAGUAGCCUCCCGCCCCUGAAGUUGCUUUGUUUGUAUUUUUUGUGUGUGUCCCUUUUAUAUCCCUGUGCAGAUUAGGGUUUGAUUCUAGUUUAAAGAUCUAACAAUUUGAUAUGACGUGUUGGCUGGACACUUGGUUAUAUUAACACUACAGUAGGGGCAGAGAAAUGUGUAGUCGGCGGGGGUUUUGUACCAUUAA